CUCCUUCCCUCUCCUCGCUGUGCCAGCAGCUUCUGUCUCCCUCUCUCUCUCUCCCCCCUCGACUUGGAGCCCAGUUACUUCUGCGGCCGCCUGGCACGACGACACCGCCGUCGCCACCUCCUCCCUGGGCAGCAGCGGCGGCGGCAGCAGCUGCGGAGAUGCACCUGUACCCACCCCUGGCUCUCCUUGCGCCCAGGUGCUGGGAGUAGGAUGGCACCGAGAGAGAAGCGAGAGGCUGCGCCGGGCACCAGGCUGAUCUGAGCCAUGCCCAGGUGCAGGGGCAAUGCCCAGUUCCUGAGUGGCGGCUGCCCGUCGGCUGGGCAUUUUGUCUGAGUGGCAAAUCCUGGAGGAGGGGCGGGGGGGGGGCGGGAAUCCUGGACGACCUCCUUCCCCAAUUGACUGGAGAGCAGCCCCAGAAGCUGCCGCCGAGCCAGCAAACUUUGGAGAAAAGUCUCCAAGAGGAGCCCGAGGCGGGCGCGUGUGCCCCCUUGCCCGGCAGGAGCAGCGGCAGCGGCAGCCUUGGCACCACCAUGAACGCCCCCUGCGGUGCCCUUCAGCUCUUCUUGGCUACCACCUUGCAGCUGCACUACUGCGCCGCCACGACGGUAGGUGGGCACAGGACGUUGGGGGGGGGGCGCACGGAGAGCGUGGCUGGGAGGUGGCACCCAAAAGCCCCUGGCAUUGAGAAAGAAGCGGGGUGAGAGGAGAGAGAUGGCAAGCAAGUUUGGGGUUUUUUUUGGUUUGUUUCGUUUUUUUAAAUAACUCCGCAGAGGCAUGGGGUAGCGAGCUGACACAAAUGGGUGCUGGCAGAGAAGGGUGGGUGGGUUUCAGAUGGGCAUCCAAUGCGGAGGAAGACAGAGAGGGGUGUCAGAAGGGGGUGAGGUUAUGGGGUGCUGUCAGGAUUGCAGGCAGGGGCGAGGCUUUUCUUGAAGGGGGCGCGGGGAGAAGUUCAUAGCCCAAACUGGUGUGCCCAGAUGGUAUAGGACAUAGGAGCCAACUACUAGGGGCCGAGGUCCCUUUGCCACCCCCCCAAUAAAAUACCAGAGGGGGUGCCCCCAGUUGGCAUUGCCAUUCAAAUAGUGUGUGUGCACUGUGUCACGUGAUCGAGUAUGCGUUGAUUGUCAAAGCUGUGGUGCUGGUUGGACUGUUAAGUUUUUUGGCAUUUCUAUCUCUCUCUCUCCCCCCCCCCCACUUUUUCCCGUUUCACUCAAAUCCUGAUGCUUUGCUUUGGGUGCCCCACUCGAACUGUGUACAAAUUCAAAGUGCAUCCCCCCCCCCAAAAAACCCUCUGGGAACUGUAGUUUAGUCCUCGUAGAGUUACAGUUCCCAGUACCCUUAAAUAACAGUAGAUAGAUAGAUAGAUAGAUAGAUAGAUAGAUAGAUAGAUAGAUAGAUAGCGGGGAGAAUAUGCUUUAAAUGCAUGGUUUGCAUGCAGUCAGUGAGCAUUCCCUCAUGGGACACAGCUGUGAAAGAGACAGCAAGUGGGUCUAUGUAAGGACUUUGCUUGCCAGAGAUUAGGGGCCCCUUCAUGUCCUUUACCACACAUCUUGUGUUAACUGUGGUUUGGGGAGGGAAGGCGGUAAAGAGGGACAAAUGCUCAGAGGCUCUUUGCUUCGCAGGGGUUUCCAAGAUUCAGCCUUAGUUAUUAAAAAUCAAAAACGGAUCACGGAGCUAAACCUUGGGACACAUAAACAAUCCUUUCACAUUAGCCAGUCACAGAGGUAAAAAUCCCCAAAAGAUUUCCCUCCAGCUGUGUCUAAAUGAUAGCCAGAGAGAAUAUUAGGAUUUCGGCUGCCGUCCUUUGCAACGCUUACCUUGGAGUAACAGUAAGCUCAGUGGGACUCACUUCUGAGUAAAGUUCUUUAGGAUUGCACUGUUAGCUUUUUCUUAAAAAAAACCCAAAAGCCAGCAAUAACCCACCUUGGACCUUAUUCAUAAUUUGCAUGCCACUUUUAAAGGCAGGAUUUGCAAAAUAAAUGUAAAUAAUAAUGAAGGUUACGAACUAGAUAACACCUGUAUUGCAUUUUCAAAUGUUCAAAGCAUUGCACAUGGAAGGAUCCUUACAGCAAAAUUACAAACCACUGCUCUCCCCCACACACCUCAUGCUACAGAGAAGGGCAUUUCGUGGGUCAAAGCUUAGAAACAGAGUCACCGUGCACCAAUCAGCCGAUAGACAAACUUGGCUACUUGGAUCUUGGCUAUUCAAGAGUUGCGGGUUCUUGCCACAUGGCUUCUGACAAAUAAAUUCCCUCUCUCCCUCCCUGGCAUGGCCCCAUGUGCGCUCGCAUUUUCUGCCCUCCAUAUGGGUAAUUUAACGAUGCACGUGUCCACCCACCGAUCAGGCUGUCAUCCUACGCGGAACUUCUGUAAAAGUGCCCCACACAUUUAAAGCACAUGGCUUCCCCCCAAAUAACCUUUGAAACUGAGGUUUACCCCUCACAGAGCUACAGUUCCCAGAACCCUUAACAAACUAUAGUUCCCAGGGUUGUCUAAGGGAAAACAUGUGCUUUUUAUGUAUGGUGUGGACGUGAACUUUGAGCUGCAUAAGACAGCGGGCAGCCACUGGUGGUGGCAGCAGCUGAGCUUUGCUCUUGUUCAAAAGCAACACAGCCACCCGAAAAGCACCCAGGAGCCUGGCAGGGAGGGUGGUGGGUGGUGGGGGAGCUGCUGAGGGACUUUUCCAGGCCCCUGGGGCCUUCAGCCAAUGCCCCACUGGCACUGGGCCUGCCCCUUUCCAGCACCAUUCUGGGAAGUGUAGUUUACCCCUCAUAGAGCUACAAAUCCAAGCACCUUUAAGCCACUACAGUUCCCAGGAUUCUUUGGGAAAUACAGUGUGAAUACAGCCAAUAGUACAUUUCUUCGUAGUGGUGCUGCUAGCGGGAUUUUUGGAUUGGUUUGUUCUUAUUUUUAUUAUAUAUAUUUUUAUUUUGUAGUUUUGUAUUGUAAAUUGCCCUGAGAUCUGUGGGUGUAUGGUGGUAUGCAAAAUAAUAAUAAUAAUAAUAAUUUGCUGUGUUUGUAUCCAAAGUUUUUUUCCUCCAAAGAACUCAAGGUGGCAUAUGUGGUUCUCCCCCUCUUCAUGUAAUUCUCACAACAACCCUGUGAGGUAGGUGAGGCUGAGAGGCUAUGACUGGCUCAAGGCCACUCAUGGCCUAGUGGGGAUUUGAACCCCUGGCCUCUCAGGUCCCAGUCCAACACCCUAACCAUUACACCACUAUGCACACACUGGGAAUUGGCUCAGUGACAGGCAUCUCUAUGAGCGGACAAUAUAAAUAUUCUAAAUAAAACCGUUUAAAAAUCCAUUUGCUCCAGGCAUCCAGGCUCAUUCUUUCCCUCAAAGGAUUAUGGGUGCUGUAGUUUGUUAAGGGUUGCUGGGAAUUGCAACUCUGUGAGGGGUGAACUACAGCACCCAGAAUUCUUUGAGGGAAAGAGUGUGCUUUGGGUGUGCUUUCAAUGUAUAGUAAGUACACACAGUUGUAGAUUAUAAUUCCUAUAGCACAUUUACAGCCUUCAUGUCUUCUGCCCCCCCCCCCUUGGGAUCUUUCAGUAAUAGAGAGAGAGAGAGAGAGAGAGAGAGAAAGAAAGAAAGAAAGAAAGAAAGAAAGAAAGAAAGAAAGAAAGAAAGAUCACUAUGUGUGUAUGACCUGCUUCUGGAAUUUGCUACCAUGAGAUGCACUGAUGACAGUGCCAUGGAAGGAAAGCUUAGAGAACCAAAUGGGAUUGAGGAAUAUCCUGGGAACGAACAAGGGGAACAUUGCCUGCAGGCUUCUCAUAGACAAUGGUUGGCCACUGUGAGAACAGGAUGCUGGCCUCCAUCGGCCUUUUUGCCUCAUCCAGCAUCAGGGCUCUUAUAAUACUCUUGCUGGCAGAGGGCUGCUCCUUCACACCACAUGACAUAAUUCACUUGUGGAACUCACUGCCACAGGAUGCGGUGGUGGUUGCCUUAAAGACGGCCUUAAAAGGGAGGACUGGACAAAUUUGUGGAGGUGGUUGUUCAGCCAUGACAUGUAAACAGAACCUCCAUGUUCAGAGGCAAUCUACCUCUUGGGCAGGCACAUUUGGGAUCCUGAGGAAAUGCCAUUAGCGCCAGUCGCAAAAUGGCUGCCUUGUUUGUGUGUAUGUGUGGCAUAGCUCAAAAAAGCUGCUACGUGUCACAGAGUGGUGGUGGGGGGGAGAGAGGGGACCAUAAAAUGGUGCAGACAUGUCCCCCACAACAGCGCAUGUUUUUAAGCGCCAGAGUUGUGUGCUGGCUGUGGUCUGUCCCCACCAACAGACUCUAGUGGGAGUGUUUUGCAGGAGCUGCAGUCUCUGGACCAAGCUCCAUGCAGGGCGCAUGGCAGUGAUCAAGCCCAGAGGUUGCCAGUGCAUGGAUCCCUGUGGCCCAGAUAGCUUGAAGCAGACUCCUCAAAGUGUCUUCCCUAUUUCUGAUCCGCUGCUGUUUCUGAUCUAUCUGCAGAUUCUGCCGCAUCCAACUAAUGAGAUGGAACCAGUUGUGGAGCCAGUUACAGAAGGUAAGAGCCACAGAGUUUGAGGACAGUGGUUUUGAGAGUGGGGGUGCAUAUCACUCCUGGACGGAGAGAGAGGGACUGUUAGAAAAAACACCCCAAAACACAUCUUCCUUCAGCCCCAGAUUUUGAGCUCACAUGUCUAGGACUGCGAAGACCUGGGUUCAAAUGCAGCCCAUUGGGGGACCUGAUCUUGGGUUGGUGAAUCUCUUUCACAGCCUGGCCCUACCUCACAGGACUGUUGUGACGAUAAAAUGAAAGGGAAGAGUAGGUUAAAUCUGCCCAUUUUGGGUUCUCUCGGUUUCUCAUUUUUCCCCAGUUGUAAGUUCAGAUCUCUACAUUUCCACACCAGUCUGCAAUUAAAAAGAAAUAUCCCCAUGAAAAUUUAUCGGCAUUUUAGGGUGGAUUUCUCCAAACAUGCCCAGGUUUGUUUGCAGUUUCCCUUAAUAUACACAUUUUCCCUCACUGAAUGGGGAAAGAAACUAAUUAGCAGGACAGGAUAUUGAACCUAACUAUUGUCGGACAAGGAUGGUGGUUGAGGAGUAGAAGACUCCUUCCAUCCCCUUCCUGUCCGAUUCUCAGUAAACUUGCUAUCCUUCCGCUUUGCUCACAGCUCAUGCCUCAUUAACACCACUCUCAAAUUUUUAGACUUCUUAACCAGGGCUCUGGUUUAUUUUUAUUCCUGCUGAUGGUUUACAGCACCAUGCCCAUCGAUAAUUAUGUGUGAGCUUUAUUAGCUAUUUCUUCCAUUUGUAUCACACUCCAAGGGGCUCUCUCUGGGAGUGGGGAAGAAAUUUGGCUCGGUUUGCACUGAAAGCCUGAACUAACAAACUCCAACAUUCUGAAAUGAUACACAAACCAAAACAGCUGCCCUUCGAAAUUCCUAAUUUUGCAAUGCCAUUCUCUAGCCAAUGUGUCUAGAAAUGUAUAUACUACUAGAAAGAGUGUCUAAAAAUGCAUAUAUUCCUGAAAAUGACGGACAGAAAUGGAUUAUGUCAGGGGAAAUUGCUUUGCCAAAUGAUGCGCAUGUCAGGCAAAGUUGAGUACCAAGAUGUCACCUCACCUCAAAAAGGAUAUCUUACAGUUGGAAAAGUUUCCAAAAAGCUCAACCUAAAAUUGUCAAGGGGAUGGAGCAGGGGUCAGCAACCUUUUUCAGCCGUGGGCCAGUCCACUGUCCCUCAGACCUUGUGGGGGGGGGCUGGACUAUAUUUUAGGGGGGGGGAAUGAACGAAUUCCUAUGCCCCACAAAUAACCCAGAGAUGCAUUUUAAAUAAAAGCACACAUUCUACUCAUGUAAAAACACGCUGAUUCCUGGACCAUCUGUGGGCCGGAUUUAGAAGGCGAUUGGGCCGCAUCCGGCCCCCGGGCCUUAGGCUGCCAUGGGAUGGAGCGACAACCGCUGUGAGGAAAGGUUCCAGCUUUGGGACUUUUUGGCUUAGUAAAAAUCUCAACAACAGCUGACACGACAGAAGUUUAUAGAAUUAUGCAUGGUGUUUAGAAAGUAUAUAUAUAGAGAUUUUUUUUCUCCCUCUUUAUAACACUUUAUAACACUUAUUGAUAUCCAAUGAAGGUGAAUGUUGGAGGAAUCAGGAGAGCUUUAUAUAUAAAAAAGUACUUCUUCACUCAGCACACAGUUAAGCUGUGGAACUCCCUCCCACUGCAAGCAGUGACAGCCACCAUCCUACAUGGCUUUGAAAGAGGAUUAGACAAAUUCAUGGGGGAGAGGGCUAUCUGUGCCUCCUAGCCAUGAUGAUCAUGCUCUGCCCUCACACCUGGAGGUAGUUAAGCUCCUGAUUUCCCCCUUGCUGAAAAACACAAGAGGGCAGAGAGUUCUUGUGCCUGAAUCUUGCAUGAGGUGGGUUCCCCACUGGCAUCUGGUUGGCUACUGUGAGAACAGGAUGCUCUCACAGUAGCCACUAGCCUGAUCCAGCAGGCUCUUCUUAUGUAUAGGGAAAGGUAAAGGGACCCCUGACCAUUAGGUCCAGUCGUGGCCGACUCUGGGGUUGCAGUGCUCAUCUCGCUUUAUUGGCCGAGGGAGCCGGCGUACAGCUUCCGGGUCAGGUGGCCAGCAUGACUAAGCCGCUUCUGGCGAACCAGAGCAGUACACGAAAACGCCAUUUACCUUCCCGCCGGAGCGGUACCUAUUUAUCUACUUGCACUUUGACGUGCUUUCAAACUGCUAGGUUGGCAGGAGCAGGGACCGAGCAACGGGAGCUCACCCCGUUGUGGGGAUUCGAACCGCCAACCUUCUGAUUGGCAAGUCCUAGGCUCUGUGGUUUAACCCACAGCGCCACCCGCGUCCCUCUUCUUAUGUAUAUAUUGGGAUAAAUACACACUAAUGCUGACAAAAAAUGACAAGCACUUUAAAAACAAAGAACAACACCCAAUUGCAAAUGCGGAAAUGGGGAGAACUGAAUUUAAGCCAGGAAAAAUGAGAAACGGAGAUUGGGAUUUGCCCACCCCUGGUCAGAGCCACCAAAUUAAAUGUUUAAAUCUGUUUGAAAUGGAUACCUCCUCCUCCAUCCCUCCUCAGAGAUCGUCCUCUGACAAUGCUUUUAACCCCUUCUUCUUCUUUUAGUGGUGAGGUUCCUGGAGGUGUUCAGCCGCAGUGCCUGCCAAGCCAAGGAGACAAUGGUAUCUCUGGACAAGGAGUACCCGGACUUAGUCAUCAGCCACCUCAUUGUGCCCUCCUGCGUGGCUCUAAAGCGCUGUGUGGGCUGCUGCGCUGAUGAAUCGGCACAGUGUAUGCCGUCCCGGACGUAUACAGUGACCAUGGAGGUAAUGACCUGGGGCAAGAAUAGGGGAAAUCCCCUCAGUAAGGCCAGGACAGGGAACCUUUUGCCCUCCAGAGUGGUGGUGGCAGCAGCCGACAGCUAUGUUCUCCCUGUGGAGGCAGGAUGCCUCCAUAUUCAUGUGGGGAGAGUUGCUCUCAGAGACAGCCGUUGUGGGUUUCUCAGAGACAUCUGGUUGGCCACUGUUGGCCACUGGCCUGAUCCAGCAAAGCUCUUCUUAUAUUCUCGGUGGGGGCAGAUUGAGGCAGGUGGGCAGUGCCCCUUUCAUCCUAAAGGGCUAGCCUUCAUGGCUCAGGAUAUUUCCAGGACACCUAGCACCCUUCAAGAAGAGGGAAGGAUCCUGCAAAGUUGAUAGGCCAGUUCUUGGUUACAUGUGAGGUUAACUUGCCCCCACCUGCAAAAAUGAAAAAGUAAAUAAGUGAACCACAGCCACAAAAUCUGGUUUUGUUUUUCCCCCCAGAAUAUUUGCUCUGGUUUGUUCUCAAUAUAAUUAUAAAAAUAAAAAGCUUCACAAUAUUUUUAGACAUAUCGGCCACAUUCAUACCACAAGCGGAAAGCACUUGCAGAGUUACAGUUCCCAGAUUGGUUUAACAACCAAUCCCUCUCCACAGAGAGCUCUGGAAAAUGUAGCCCUGCAAGGUGAGUAAAAAUAUCUUAACAGGUUAUAUACACAUAUACUGUCCUUUGAUUAGUUAGUUAUUCAGCUACCUGGUUAUUUUUAUUUUAUAAGGUGGGAGCUCUUUUUUUUAGGCCCCUAAAGUCUGCAUUUUGCAGAGUGAGGAACCUCUGGCUUGGGGAGAAGCAGCCUCACAGGCCAAAUUUUGACCACCAUGGGGUCCAAAUUUGGCCUGUGAGGCUGCUUCUCCCCAAGCCAUGCCCACUUGCCCCACACCUGAUGGGUAAGGUAAGGUAAAGGACCCCUGGACGGUUAAGUCCAGUCCAAGCUGGCUAUGGGGUUGCAUCGCUUAUCUCACUUUCAGGCCAAGGGAGCCGGUUUUUGUCCUCAGACAGCUUUCCAGGUCAUGUGGCCAGCAUGACUAAACCGCUUCUGGUGCAACGGGACACCAUGACAAAUGCCAAAGCACACAGAAAUGCAGUUUACCUUCCCGCCACAGCGGUACCUAUUUAUCUACUCGUGCUGGUGUGCUUUCGAACUGCUAGGUUGGCUGAAGCUGGGACAGAGCAAUGGGAGUUCACCCCAUCGCACGGAUUCAAACUGCCAACCUUCUGACUGGCAAGCCCAAGAGGCUCAGUGUGGUGUAGUGGUUAAGAGCGAUAGACUCGUAAUCUGAUGAACCGGGUUCGUGUCUCUGCUCCUCCACAUGCAGCUGCUGGGUGACCUUGGGCUAGUCACACUUCUCUGAAGUCUCUCAGCCUCACUCACCUCACGGAGUGUUUGUUGUGGGGGAGGAAGGGAAAGGAGAUUGUUAGCCGCUUUGAGACUCCUUUGGGUAGUGAUAAAGCGGGAUAUCAAAUCCAAACUCCUCCUCCUCCUCUUCUUCUUCUUCGGUGGUUUAGACCACAGUGCCACCCACAUCCCAUCUGACGGGUAGAGAUGCUGGUAUGACUAAGGAUGAUGGGAGUUUGUCCAACAUCAUCUGGAGGGCCACCGGGCCUCAAUCCCUUGCCCAGAUGAAUUCUGGGUCAGAACCAUCAACACUCCUCUUAUGGUCUCCUUUUUCCUUCCUUUCUCCCAUUCUCCAGGUGUUAUUGUUGAGCAAGUUCCAACGCAGCCACUUGCAGCAGCUGACUUUUGAGGAGCACGCUACCUGUGAAUGCAGGUGAGAGUCAGAAGGGUGGGGGGCUGCUGAAGAAGAGACAGGUGAUUGGGACCAUUCCGUGAUAGUCACCAACCUGGAUGGCUUCAAAGGAGGAUUAGACAAAUUCAUGGAGGAGAAGGUUACUAGCCAGUGGCUAUGAGCCAGGAUGACUAGGUUCACCCUUCUCUUUCAGAAGCAGUAUGAUGAUCCCAAAUGCCAGUGCCAGAGAGCCUCAGGAGGGGAGAUCACUCCUGUGUUUAGGUCCUGCUUGCGGGCUCCCCAUAAGUUUCUGUGAGAACAGGAUGCUGGACUAGAUGGCCCUUUGGUCUGAUCCAGCAGCCAGACUCUUAUUAUGUUCUUAAGCCAGUUAUAAUUCUGCUCGCAGGCUUGCAGUGGAAGAGCAAUGAUUAGGUAGUGCUGGGAGCCAUCAAUGCCGAACAAGCACCAAAUACUAACCUUAUUCUUCUGCUUUUCAGACCAAAGGAAGUUUAUAGAUUGCCCACGCACAGGUAAAAAAAUUUCUCCCUCUUAUAGGCCUCUAUUGUGUGUGUGUGUGUAGGUUUUAAUUCCCCUCAAGCCCCCUGUACCAAUAUACAAACAUUACAGUCAAAACCUCCAUUUACGUUACCCUCUGGUUACGUAAACUUCGGGAUGCGUGCAUGUCAAAACCGGAAGUAUUUUACCGGAUUUCGCCGCACGGUCUGCGCAUGCGCAGAAGCAGUCCUCAGGUUCAGGAAAACUCGGGAUCCAACCGGACCUCCGGAACGGAUCCCAUCCAAAACCAGAAUUACCACUGUACUCUGAAACUUGAGAUGUACAGUGGUACCUCAGGUUCAGUACUUAAUUCAUUCUGGAGGUCCGUUCUUAACCUGAAACUGUUCUUAACUGGGGAAACCCAGCCAGAUGGGCGGGGUACAAAUAAUAAAUUAUUAUUAUUAAUUAUUAUUAUUAACCUGAAGCACCACUUUAGCUAAUGGGGCCUCCUGCUGCUGCUGCCGCGCCGCCGGAGCAUGAUUUCUGUUCUCAUCCUGAAGCAAAGUUCUUAACCUGAAGCACUAUUUCUGGGUUAGCAGAGUCUGUAACCUGAAGCGUAUGUAACCUGAAGCGUAUGUAACCCGAGGUACCACUGUAUAUUUUUACGACCCACCUUAUUUCUGUGGUUGUAGGUUUUUAACUGGUUUUUAAUAGUUUAAUUGCUGUGAUUGUUGUUACCUGCUCUUGGAAUUUAGGGUAAAAGGUGGGUAAUUAAUAAUUAUAAUAUUGUAAUAAUAAUGAUGGUGAUGAUGAUGAUGUUGGGGGAGCAUCAAUAGAGUCAUAGAAUUUUAGAGUUGCAAAGGUCGUCUAGGGUCACCUAGUCCAACUCCCUGCAUUAAAAUACAUCUUAUGGUUCUUUGGGUUGCAUCCAAUAUUAGCAGUGGUGGAGCAAGCCGAUCGGGCAUGUGCCCUGCGCCCAAGGGGCCUCCGAGGAGUCUGACUGCCUCCUCCCACUCAGCUGCCCUACAGCUGAGGGGGAGGUGGCAGGCCGACCGUUUGGGGCAGCAUGGAGAGACGCAUGGCUUGGGGACGCAGCAGGCCCCGGCAUUUUGUCACCCCCUCAGUGGUGACACCUGUGGCGGACCGCCCCCACCACAUCACCCUUGCUCCGCCCCUGAAUAUUAGUCCUACUCAGUGUAGGCCCCCUAAAUUAAUGGGCAUGAGUGACAUAGAUUAUUAAUUUCAGGGGGUCUACCCUGAAUAGAAUUUCGGCCCCAUUUGCAGUAUACGUUUAUAACAGUAUUACACCACUUUAACAUUCUGAAAGCUAUAGUCUGAUAAGGGUGCUAAAAGAUGCUAGUAACCCCCCCCCCUUCCCCUCAUUUUCUGAGUAGUUUAACAAUCAACCCCUCUUCCCUGGGAACUCUGGGAAUUGUAGUUCUGUGAGAGGAAUAGGUGUCUUCUGACAACUCUCAGCACCCUUAACAAACAAUGGACACAACCCAGAGCCAUAAGUACUUGGACCAGAUAACCUUUCAAACAGAGGACUCACUCUAGUCAUAUUCAGUUUAUUUAUCAAUCACAUUUUCUGCAAAUACAUCUGUGUUCAAAGCAGUUCGCAUAAAAGCAAUCCAAAACUGUAUUAGCCAUAACAAUAAUUCAUUUAUAUCCUGCUUAAUACAUACAAUUAAUUUCUAUAUAUACCUCUUAACACUGCUUAAUUGACAAGGUAGUACAGUGAGAAUACAUAAUAAUAUCAAUAGUGGGGGGGAAUAAAAAGAACAAUCAACGGUUCAUGUAACGUACAUCGAAAUUUAAAUGAACACAAAGCUCACCAAUAGGUAAACUUGUUUUUUAAAAAAUCCAAUAAUGUUGCAACCAAAAGUAGCCCCAAAGCUCCGAAUCGAGGAAUGUCCUUUGUAAAAAGGGGACACAUACCCUCCAUAUGCUAAAAGGCACAGGAGGGACGCUGUCUGAAAACAAUUAAAAAGAAGGGAAAUGUGGGGUGAGCUUGUAACCCCACAUAUUUGGAGGGCACUCCUCCAAGAUGUUGCUUCAUCUGGGAUUUUCCUCUCCCAACAGCCCGUCCUGCGCACCCUGUCCGGACAGGAAGAAGCGGGUCAACCCACUGACAUGUGAAUGCGUAUGCAAGCGUGAUUCCGUCCGUUGUCAGCAGCGUGGCUGGGAAUUCAACAAGGCCACUUGCAGGUGGGGUUCACCUCCCUUCCCCCCCAACCCUGAACAUCCCUCUAAUGGUGGGCUUUCAGGCUAGGGACCGCCAGUGUAGUACCUUCCAGAUACUAUUGGGCCUGAGGGAGUCUUGGGCCAAGUGCGUGCUAGUGGCACCCCCCAAUCUUUUGGUGGGCCCUGGCAGGCUUUAACGGGCAGCAGCUCCAGCCAGUAGCAACGACGUCAGAUCUGUGGCUUAGGGCCACCAUUUUAAUUGCCCACAACUCCCAGGGCAUUAUGGGAAAUGUUACCUCUUAAGGUACCUGGAUCCAAGCCAACAACUUGGCUUAUUUCAUUUCAUAGAAUCGUAGAGUUUGAAGGGACCCCAAUGGUCAUCUCGUCCAACACCCUGCAAUGCAGACAUCUCAACUAAAGUGUCCAUGACACAGCCUCUGCUUAAAAACCUCCAAUGAAGGAAAAAAUCCACAACCCACAGAGGGAGACUAUUCCACUUGUCAAACAGCUCUUGCCGUCAGAAAGUUUUUCCUGAUGUUUAGUCAGAAUCUCCUUUCUUGUAACUUGAAGCCAUUGGUUUGAGUCCUUCCCUCAAGAGCAGGAGAAAACAUACUGGCUACAUCUUCCGUGUGGAACAAGCAAGUUUUCUCCUGCUAUGGGGGUAGAACUCAAACCAACGGCUUCAAGUUUUUAAACUUUGGUUCCCCAUUAUGAAAGUCACCCUUUUCGGAAUGCAGGUGCCAGACGGAGGGGGUGGGGCUAGUUUUCUGAAUGCACCCCAGAAAACAUUUCUACCUCCUGUGACCCCUUGAAGGGACGCAAGCAGAGACGGUUACUCUGUUUGGGCAAAGGGGGCCCCUCCCCACCACCCUCAGUCUGCCCUCAGUCAAUGCCAACAAUGUCUAGGCAACACAAUGACCAUAUACAUACGUAAUAGACAAUCUUUAUAGAAUUCCUUCAAAAUAAGAUGGGUUUAUGAAGCAUUGUUUAUCCUCCCACCACGCUGACGAAGAAUUCUACGAAACAGUAGUCAAUAUCCGGAAUCACUGUUCAGUGUUGGACAUCAUAUUUGUUGAAUACACAAAGCUUCACAGCUUGUCUUUCAUCGUACAAAGUUUGGUACCUCGCUUCAUUUAAAGAUUUUCAGAGACUUUGAGACUAACGGUUUCAUUUUGAACAUUUUAUGGUUUGAAGGAAUUUUAUAAAGAUUGUCUGUUACGUAUGUAUAUGGUCAUCGUGUUGCCUAGACUGUUGACAUUCUCUUUGCAACACAGCGGUUUGUUUGAAUAUUCAGUCUAUGCCUGCAUGCCUUCUCCUUACAACUGUCAUUGCCUCGGCUCCCACCUAUUGCUGGGCUCCCUGACUUCCGCCCUGCCAGCCCCAGUGGGAGCCAGUCCCCACAGGUAUAAAGAAACCCGAGGACAUUUUUAAAGGAGGGUUUAUUCUUACUGCAGGUGUGUGAAACACCGCAGGCGAUCCGGCAGGAAAGCAAAAGCGUAGCUGCACGGGAAGCCAGGACUUGGAGGAGUUUGGAUCUCGGACCUUUCUCGGUCGGGGAUGACUUUUCUCUGGUGGGAAUGAAGCACGGGACUUGCCAAGGAGACGUCCAAUGGUCGCUGGGGAAGGAGAAGCAGUCUUCUUUAUCUACCACUGCAACACCAUACCGGAUUACCUCUCUUCACAGCGGAAGGAGGCUGUACCACACGCAAGAGCCGUACCACACUCCCAUGGAAGGCAGACUGAAGGAGCAUCUCCUCAGUGUCAGGACACUGAGAUCGGUCCCACUCAUAUUUAAAAACAACAACCGCUAAACUGGUCGUCUGUUUGUCCUGGGCCUCUCCUGGGCUGCUUCUAAUUUAUAACUGUCUCUCCUCUGAGGGAGCUUUCUUUUCUUUUCCCACCCGCCCCUCACUCGCUUUCUUCCCACGUUUUGUGGUGUGUUGGGGAGGCUUCCGGCAUCCCACCCUCUUCCAGGCUGAAGGAGAAGAGUCACAAAGAGCCGCUCUUUUAUGAGAGGGAAUAUUACUCUUAACAUAAAGAUCUGCCACUAUGACACAG
Messenger RNA from Podarcis lilfordi (Lilford's wall lizard), 13770 nucleotides. Lineage: Eukaryota; Metazoa; Chordata; Lepidosauria; Squamata; Lacertidae. The record is from the annotation of a GenBank genome assembly.